Molecule: messenger RNA, 1632 nt
Organism: Doryrhamphus excisus (bluestripe pipefish)
Lineage: Eukaryota; Metazoa; Chordata; Actinopteri; Syngnathiformes; Syngnathidae
Product: EH domain-containing protein 2-like
Biological process (GO): endocytosis; endosomal transport
Cellular component (GO): plasma membrane; cytoplasm
Molecular function (GO): protein binding; GTP binding; calcium ion binding
Source: RefSeq, a predicted model, not a curated record
AUGUCCAUCCGGAGACUUCGAGGCGACCCUAAAGCACUGGGGGAUGUCACUAUGGUGACGGAGGAGCUGAGGAAUCUUUACUAUAAAAGACUGCUGCCGAUAGAGAAGUACUAUUCCUUCCACCAGUUCCACUCUCCGAGCUACGAGGAUGCAGACUUUGACAACAAGCCGAUGGUGCUGGUUAUGGGUCAGUACUCAACAGGAAAAACUACUUUUAUCAGGUAUCUGAUUGAACAAGACUUUCUUGGUAGCAGAGUUGGACCAGAACCAACCACUGAUUGCUUCACAGCCCUCAUGUACGGAGCAGCGGAGGGCGUCAUACCGGGGAAUGCCCUCACUAUGGAUCCCAAAAAGCCAUUUCGGAACCUUGACCCUUUUGGAAACACUUUUUUAAACAGGUUUCAGUGUGUGCAGAUGCCUAAUCAGGUCCUUGAGAGCAUCAGCAUUAUCGACACGCCGGGGAUUUUAACUGCAGCGAGGAAAAAACUAAGCAGGGGGUACGACUUCCCAGCCGUGCUGCGCUGGUUUGCCGAGCGUGUGGAUCGAAUCAUCCUGCUGUUCGACGCACACAAGCUCGAGUUCUCAGAUGAGCUCACACGGGCCUUCGGGGCUCUUUUUGGCUACGAGGACAAGUUACGAGUGGUUCUGAACAAGGCCGACAGGGUGGACUCGCAGCAGCUCAUGAGAGUAUAUGGCGCCCUCAUGUGGUCAUUGGGAAAAGUGUUUAGAACUCCUGAGAUUUUGAGAGUUUACAUCGGAUCCUUUUGGUCGGAGCCGAGACUAAUGUGUGACCACUAUGAACUGAUAGAACUGGAGGAGGAGGACCUCAUGGCGGACAUAAGAAACCUACCGCACAACGCCGCUGUGAGAAAACUGAAUGACUUGGUGAAGAGAGCCCGACUUGUGAGGGCCCAUGCGCACAUUAUUAGCUAUUUGAAGCAAGAGAUGCCAACAUUUUUUUGCAAAGACAGCAAGAAGCACAGUCUGAUCUACCAGCUUCCUGUCAUUUUCACCAAGAUCCAGCAGCAACACCGAGUUCCAGCGGGAGAUUUCCCCGACUGCACCAAGAUGCAGGAGCAACUUCUGGGACAGAAUUUCUCAAAGUUCAAGAAACUAAAACCAAGUCUGAUGUCUUCCCUUGACAAACUCCUGAACAAUGACAUCGCAAACCUGGUGCCCAUGCUUCAGCAACAAGAACUGAUAAAGAAAUCCCUCCCCGCGGUGCUGGAUGGCGAGUUCCUGGAAACGUUCAGCGGCGAACACUACAAGAGACAUCCCUUCAAAGAAUCCAAGGAUGACGACGACAGCAAAUGCGACUUCAAUGAGUGGAUCGUGGAGAGACACAAGCCAAAGUAUGACGAGAUCUUCUACAACCUCAGCCCAAAUGAGGGCAAACUCAGCGGUGCCAAAGCCAAACAGUGGAUGACCAAAACACUUCUGCCUAGUUCAGUGCUUGCACAUAUCUGGAGGCUGGCAGAUGUUGACGGAGAUGGUAUGUUGGACAAUGAGGAGUUUGCUUUGGCUGUUCACCUUAUUGAAGGCAAACUAGAAGGCCAUUGGCUCCCGCGUGAGUUGCCCUCUUGCCUGCUGCCGCCUUCGAAACGACUAAAUAUGACUGAUAAUGACAUGUAG